AUGGCUGCCCACAUGCAGGCCAAUAAAGUGUUGGUGUUUGCAGAGUGGGGCUAUGGGUUUAGAAGGGCUAUCAACAACAUUCCAUUACAGGUUCCUACCAGUGGUCUCCAUGGUUCCACUGAUGAUUACACACUUGCUAAUCAGAAUCAAGCUGCUACAACCACACCAGUUUGUGAGCAAUGUGAUGAUAGCAACAAACCAGUGGCGUACUGCCACACCUGCUCAGACUACCUGUGUGAAGAGUGCUUGAUAGCUCACAAGAGACUUAAGGCUUAUCGAGAUCACAAGACAGUCAAUAUCACUCCUGGGAAGGCUCUUGAUUUCAAGCCCCGGUCAAAGAAGAACUAUUCGUGUAGUGUUCACCCUGAAGAACCGCUAAAGCUUUACUGCAAGAGUUGUAAAAGCUUGGCCUGCCUCCUGUGCUUUGUGGGGCUACACAACGGCCAUGACAUUGGAAGCAUUGAUGGUAAAACAAGACAACAAGUGGAAAAAACUAUCAACAAUCUUGUGAAAGAAACAGAUUCAAAAUUGAGGGAAUAUAAAGACAGCUUGAAAUAUGUUACUACCCUUGAAAAGGAAAAGAUAGAAGCUCCCAUUCCACUUAAAGCUCAAGUUGAUAAGAAGGUUGAUUUUCUCAUCCAACAACUUGAAGCAAGGCGUAAAGAACUACACAAGGAGAUUGACGAUGCUUGUACGAAAGACCUCAAAGAAUUGUGGGCACAGAAAGAAUACCACGAGACAGCCAUUACGAGCAUGGAAGGUGCUCUGAGCUUUGCCAGAAGAGCUCUAGCCUGCAAGGAAGACACGGAACUACUGGCCCUCUGUGCACAAGUCACCUCCAGACUGAAAGAGCUGAGUCAGCUAGAAUGGGAUAGUCGGUCCACAAAUAAAAUCGAAAUGAAAACCCUUGAAUUUAAACAACCUCAGAGGAAGAGGGGAACAGAUACGACAGUUGGAGAUAUACAAAUAGCAACUCCUACGCCUAAUAUAAUUAUCACCACAGAGCUACAGAAUCGUGUUCCAUAUUCUCAUGGUUGUAGUAUUACGUUUCAAGUAACAGCAGUAAUGAACUAUAAAUGGAAACCUCCUAAACUAACUGCUUCAGCAACUUAUGCACAAGAAGACAAAUAUGAUCGAAGGAUAUAUUAUGAAUGUAUAACUGAGGAAAAUGCUACAGCAAACAGUUGGACAGUUAAGUUCACUCCUAAACUAUCAACUACUUACACAAUUACAUUUCAAAUCAAUGGUGACUAUGGAGGCAUAGAGCUACACAAAGCCUCUGAAUACCGUAUCGAAGUAUGUAGUAUCCCUAGGUGAAACGUCAGACUACCACUCUAUGGAAUUAGAAACUAGAACUGCAUCAUCAUAUACAGUAACAAAGUUUUGCUUUCUAAACAUAAUCUACUACUUAACGUUGCUUAUGGAAAACUGCACAUCACUGUACACCAUAUAAUGUCAUGACUGAAAGAACAGUGACCUAAUUGCAUACUGUAGUCCUGGAUUGUACGUAUACAAAAUAAUGCACUGUUAGUAUAAUCAAGAGUUCAUGAACUCUUGGUAUAAUUAUUGUACAUGUAAUAAAGACACAAAUUGCUUUACACAAAGACACUUACAUGUGAUAGUACUUCAAUUGAACACCUUGAGCCAACGUUGA
Messenger RNA from Halichondria panicea, 1654 nucleotides. RefSeq names its product E3 ubiquitin-protein ligase TRIM45-like. The record is from RefSeq and is a predicted model, not a curated record. Gene Ontology annotation, molecular function: zinc ion binding; ubiquitin protein ligase activity. Bases 1 to 1317 code for a protein of 438 amino acids. Lineage: Eukaryota; Metazoa; Porifera; Demospongiae; Suberitida; Halichondriidae. Gene Ontology annotation, biological process: protein monoubiquitination. The transcript has 2 exons.